This is a messenger RNA of Drosophila subpulchrella, 483 nucleotides long. RefSeq lists its product as uncharacterized. The record is from RefSeq and is a predicted model, not a curated record. The coding region runs from base 18 to 329 and encodes 103 amino acids. Lineage: Eukaryota; Metazoa; Arthropoda; Insecta; Diptera; Drosophilidae. The transcript has 2 exons.
CAGAACCAGGAGCUCACAUGUUGGAUCGACAUAUAACUUUGAGGCUCUUGCAGCUUUUUCUGCUGAUGAAAGGUUCCUUUAGAGGUUCCUCUGAAGGUUCCCCCUUGAAUAGUCCUUGUGGUGAAAACGAGGAGCUGGCCUGUAUGCCCUGUACCGAGCCUAAAUGUUCUUAUCCCUAUGACAAUGAGCCGCUCUGCAUUUUCUUCAAAAUAUGCCAUAUAGGAUGUGGUUGCAAAUUUGGAUACAUACGCCAUGAUCUCAGUAAUCAAUGUAUUCCUAACUACGAGUGCAAAAUUCCAGUGCGACAGCUGAAUGUUCCGAUUUUAUAGAUUAUUUUUAAGGAUAAAAAAAAAAGGAUUACUUAAUAAUCGGUGACAAAUAAUUAAACCUAAAUUAUUAUGUAGAUUUCAAGCAAAUUCUUGAAAUUUUGUUUUUGGCAUAAGUUCAUAAGUUAAGUGAAAAACUAAGUGUAUUUUAGAGUUU